CACAAACUGGUGGUGUGAGAAAUUCUAAGAUUCCGACCUUCCCCCUCAGCCCGUGGAAAUUUCAAUCCAUCGUCAACCAGACCCGACCAUCCACGCAGAAAUCCGUCAAGAUGGUUAACCUGAGGACCCAGAAGCGGCUCGCGUCCUCCGUCUUGGGCGUCGGCCAGCGCAAGAUCUGGCUCGACCCCAAUGAGGUCUCCGAGAUCAGCAACGCCAACUCUCGCCAGACGAUCCGCAAGCUCGUUGCCGAUGGCCUCAUCAUCAAGAAGCCCGUCACCAUGCACUCGCGCUCCCGCGCGCGUGAGCUCAACCUUGCCCGCCGCAUUGGCCGUCACCGCGGCUUCGGUAAGCGCAAGGGUACCGCCGAUGCCCGUAUGCCCGAGCAGGUUCUGUGGAUGCGCCGUCAACGGGUCCUCCGUCGUCUGCUCGUCAAGUACCGUGCUUCCGGCAAGAUCGACAAGCACCUCUACCACGAGCUUUACCACCUCGCCAAGGGUAACACCUUCAAGCACAAGCGUGCCCUCGUUGAGCACAUUCACCGUGCCAAGGCCGAGAAGGCUCGUGAGAAGGCCAUCAAGGAGGAGAUGGACGCCAAGCGUGCCCGCACCAAGGCCGCCCGCGAGCGCAAGCUCGAGCGCCAGGCUGCCAAGCGCAACGCUCUCGCCGGCGAGGAGGAGGAGUCCAAGUAGAUUACUGGGAUGAUGACGUGAAUGGAAGAAGACGGACAUAUUGGCGGCCUUGCAUUCGGAGUAAUCGGUUGGGCUUCUUUUUCUGGUCGCAAUUCUCUCUACAUCUCCAAAAUCUACGCGUGGAAAUCCGCUUCUGGUCGUCCGGUUUUCCCUGGUUGAUGGUGCUUUCACUUCUGUGGGGGGUAUUGUUGGUGAUACCAUACCGGCGAUAGCACAGGAUGGUGUUCUGGGCGUUUUGCAUGUCUGACAUGACGACAAGAAAUGUCAGUCGAACGACCAAGAUCUAGCUGCGUUUCCGAGCAGAGAUAUUCAUCAGGCUCUUGAUCGCCGCACGCCCAUGGGAAACACACUGGCGUAUCGGAGACAAGAGGCCGAAAGGGAACGGGAUGCAAGGAGACAAUGCGAUUACGUCGUUGUUGAGCACAAGCUGCUGUUCUUUUCAGAUUGCUUUCAUGUACCGCAGUGCGUGCUUGACUCCAUUUGUAUGAUACCAUUUCCCAGUUCACGCCUUCUCCAUGGAAACUUGACCCGUGAUGUUAAAGAGCUUGCAUACGGUGAUGUAAUUUCGUGGUGUCUGGGUAGAAGCCCGACGCCGACGACCCCCCUUCGCAGGAAACAUCAUCUUUAUGAUGAAUGAACGACAUCGUCAUCGAACUUGCAAUGACACAAGGACUGUCUCACAUUCGGAUGUGAUCUACGAAGCGAAGGGCAUGGGGAGCAUGGAGAACAUGGCCAAGCAUGGGUAGCUUAGCUAAACCACCACAAAAUCGCGCCUAGCACAUCGUGAUCCGAGCAGACAGUCAAGCGCGCACGUAUCACAACUGCAGCUUCGAACAGCAAGACCGCGAUGGCAAUUGACAGACAUCAAGGAGCCAUCAACAGUCAUCAGAUCAGGUCCUUGAACCAGACCAGACCAACCAUUCAUCCAUCCACUUCGCCGGCUUCUCAUCAACUUCAUCGACCUAUCUUCUUCCACACAAACCCCAACACCGACUACCUAACAUCUAUCUAUAGUCAAAAAAAAAAGAGGUAAAAAGAAUAAACGACCGCCUACAGCGAAAAUCGUGCAUCAACCAAACCCCUUUUCUUUCUCUGCUCUCUCUCGAGAGGAAAAAGGAAAAAGUUGGGUCAGAGAUUUCCUCAAAUUGUCCCCUUUCAGAGUGGUGAGUUUUGUGCCAGGGCAUAUCAGCGAAAUGAAUUCGUCCCCCUAAGAAGAUCUUUCUUUCUUUCGAAAAAAAAGACCUUGGAGGAGCAAAAGCGCUGGUGUUCUUAGCGGGCUCAUCAUACCCAGUUUA
This is a messenger RNA of Neurospora crassa OR74A, 1984 nucleotides long. Its product is annotated as 60S ribosomal protein L19. Gene Ontology annotation, molecular function: RNA binding; structural constituent of ribosome. Lineage: Eukaryota; Fungi; Ascomycota; Sordariomycetes; Sordariales; Sordariaceae. Gene Ontology annotation, biological process: translation. The coding region runs from base 111 to 689 and encodes 192 amino acids. The transcript is spliced from 4 exons. Gene Ontology annotation, cellular component: cytosolic large ribosomal subunit; ribosome. The record is from RefSeq and is a predicted model, not a curated record.